AUGGCAGGAAGAGGAUCGCUUGUGGUUGUGCUUGUGAUUUUGGUGGUGGGAAGUGUGGAGGCUAGGAAGCUCGGGCAAACCGUUGAAUUCCAGCCUGAUAUUUCUCAAACAAACGGUGAUGAAAUUGGUGGUGGCGAGAAGGGAGGGAAAGUGAAAGAUAGCGAAGAGGUUGGCGUAGAUAGUGAUAGUGGAGCUGGCAUUGGGGCCGGUACAGGAUUAGGGAGCGGCGUCAGAGGAAAUAAAAAUGCUGGUGUGAAAAAGGGAGGCGAAGCUGGAGCUGGCGUGGGUGGUGGUGUUGGGGCUGGUAUUGGUGCUGGUGCUGGUGCUGGUGUUGGUGUUGGUGCUGGUGUUGGUGCUGGUGCUGGUGCCGGUGCUGGAGCCGGAGCCAGAGCCAGAGCCAAAGCUGGAGUGGGUGGUGGUGUUGGGGCUGGAGCGGGUGUUGGUGAGGGAUUAGGCAAUGGGAACCGCAGAAGUAAAGAUGGAAGUGGGGGAAAACGAGGUGGCCUUAGGACUGUCGGAGUUCAUGAUCUUGGGAGUGGAAUGGGUGGUGGAUCAGGCAGCGAACGUAAGGGAAAAGGUAGAGGUGGUCCUGCAGUAUUCGACAGCAAAAUCAGUGACAUUGGGGAUGGUGGUGGAGCUGGGGAUGGUGGUGGAGCUGGAGCUGGAGCUGGAGCUGGAGCUGGGGCUGGAAUCGGGGGUGGCAUACGUGGUGGAAUCAGUGGAGGUGCAGGUGCAGGUGCAGGUGGUGGAGCUGGGGCUGGUGGUGGAGCCGGAGCUGGUGGUGGAGCUGGAGGUAAUGGUGUAGCUGGAGCUGGAGCCGGCGGUGGAGCUGGAGCUGGAGCCGGAAUUGGGGGAGGCAUAAGUGGUGGUAUCAAGGGUGGAUUUGGUGGAGGUGGAAAUGUAGGUGGUGGAGCUGGUGCUGGUGGUGGAGCUGGGGCUAAAGGUGGAGCUAGGGCUGGUGGAGGAGUUGGAGGCGGCGUAACUGGUGGUAUUGGGGGUGGAAUCACCGGCGGUGCUGGUGCUGGUGCUGGUGCUGGUGGCGGUGCUGGUGCUGGUGCUGGUGCUGGUGCUGGUGCUGGUGGAAAUGCAGGUGCAGGUGGAAAUGGAGGAGGUGGGGCAGGGGUUGGAGCUGGAGGUGGGGCUGGGGCCCGGGCUGGUGGCGGCUGGACUGGUGGUAUUGGGGGUGGAAUCAGCGGUGGUGUUAGUGGACGUGCCGGUGCUGGUGCUGGUGGUGAUGCUGGUGCCGGUGCUGGUGCUGGUGGUCGUUGA
Molecule: messenger RNA, 1269 nt
Organism: Salvia splendens (bonfire salvia)
Lineage: Eukaryota; Viridiplantae; Streptophyta; Magnoliopsida; Lamiales; Lamiaceae
Product: glycine-rich cell wall structural protein-like
Exons: 1
Coding region: 1-1269 (422 amino acids)
Source: RefSeq, a predicted model, not a curated record